CAGCGCUUGUGAGUUUUGCGCAUGCGUUAAUGAGUCCACCCAUGUGGAGCUUGGUGUUUAGCUGGAGGAGCCUUUAGUUGUGUCAGUCAAGCGCUAGGGCUGUAGGAUCAUCAUGGCUUCAAUCGUCAGGAGGAUCAUCAGCACUGCCAGAGCUCCUGCCGCUAUCGGACCUUACAGCCAAGCUGUGGUGGUGGAUAAGACCGUGUAUGUGUCUGGGCAGUUGGGCAUGGACCUGUCAAGUGGGCAGCUUGUUGCAGGAGGAGUCAAGAAUGAAGCCAAACAAGCCUUGGUGAAUAUGGGAGAGAUUCUGAAAGCUUCAGGGUGUGAUUACAGCAAUGUCGUGAAAACAACCGUUUUACUGGCUGACAUCAAUGACUUUAAUGAUGUUAAUGAUGUUUACAAGCAAUUUUUCCAAUGUAAUUACCCAGCAAGAGCAGCGUUUCAGGUUGCUGCAUUGCCAAGGGGUGGAAGAGUAGAGAUUGAAGCCAUCGCAGUCCUGGGACCGAUAACAGAAAUUUCCCCGGCAUUAUAAGUGACUCCCGCGGCUUUCAUCUAGUUAUUCCAUAGCAUUUAGUAGAAACCUAUUUUUCCCUCUACAUUUUCUAAUGGUACACUGUACAGGCCUUAAACUACCUGUGAGAUGUUUUCUGAUUCUGUAGGGCACCACUAAGGGCAUUUUGCUACUACUGUAUUUAUAAUAAAAUAAAAUAAAAGAGUAA
Molecule: messenger RNA, 719 nt
Organism: Xenopus laevis (African clawed frog)
Lineage: Eukaryota; Metazoa; Chordata; Amphibia; Anura; Pipidae
Gene: rida.S
Product: reactive intermediate imine deaminase A homolog S homeolog
Exons: 6
Coding region: 113-532 (139 amino acids)
Biological process (GO): negative regulation of gene expression; post-transcriptional regulation of gene expression
Cellular component (GO): cytoplasm; cytosol; mitochondrion
Molecular function (GO): hydrolase activity; 2-iminobutanoate/2-iminopropanoate deaminase activity; deaminase activity
Source: RefSeq, a predicted model, not a curated record